AUGGUUGCAUCACCUUCAGAGAUAAAUUCUGAUGUAGAUGAAUCUAUUCAAGAGAUGAUUGCCAAUCCCAGACCUAGCAAGAAUGAGAAGGUAUUUCUCAUCAAGAAGGUUGAGACAUUCUCUCAAGAACAGGUGAUGAGAACCAUUGGGCAGUUUGUAACAGAAACCACAUUUAAGGUUAAGAUUUUUGCCACAUUAUAA
Messenger RNA from Paraglomus brasilianum, 201 nucleotides. The record is from the annotation of a GenBank genome assembly. Lineage: Eukaryota; Fungi; Glomeromycota; Glomeromycetes; Paraglomerales; Paraglomeraceae.